AUGACAAACUUGAUAGUAUACAUUGCUUUUUUCAUUUAUUGCCAAGCUGCCAACCAAAAUCAGGCACCUAUGCCAAGAGCAGGAGGAGAUAUGCAACCUAUGCAAGCAGGAGUAGCUGCGGAGGUUAUCACAGAUUAUAAAGCUGAUGAGUUAUGGGAAGAUGGUCGAUUAAUAGCAACAACAAAAAUAGAAGAGUCAAUAAUGAUGAAUUGUGGUUCAAUGGAAGAUGAAAAAUUGUUUAUUUUGGAGGAGAAACCGUUUCUAUUUUUGGGAAACUCUCUUAAUUUGAUAAAGUGA
Loa loa (African eye worm) is the source of this 297-nucleotide messenger RNA. RefSeq lists its product as hypothetical. NCBI's taxonomy places the organism in Eukaryota, Metazoa, Nematoda, Chromadorea, Rhabditida, Onchocercidae. The transcript is spliced from 3 exons. Bases 1 to 297 code for a protein of 98 amino acids. The record is from RefSeq and is a predicted model, not a curated record.